Molecule: messenger RNA, 1467 nt
Organism: Triticum dicoccoides
Lineage: Eukaryota; Viridiplantae; Streptophyta; Magnoliopsida; Poales; Poaceae
Product: protein ALP1-like
Exons: 4
Coding region: 448-1311 (287 amino acids)
Source: RefSeq, a predicted model, not a curated record
GGUUUCUCUCCCUGUCGAUUCACACCCGCAUUCGCGCCGCUCUCCCCACCCCUCUCCUCUCUCUUGCGAACGGUUCUCGUCGCCCCGUCGCCUUGUGGGCACGUCGCCGGCGCGCAUCCUCUUCGCGCAGAGAUGGAUGACAACGGGAAGACCGGAGAUACGCUGAUAGUGCAAGCUGCUGGUUUGGUUGCUGUUUUGUGUGCCUAUAUGGCCACAAUAACUACAAGGGCUAGAAUUAGAAACUAUUGUGCUCCAAUUCGUUACGUUAUGCUUGAGAGAGACGUAGCUAGGUUGUCCAAUCUACGUUUUAUCUAUGAAACCAAUGAUAUAAAUUGCCAUGACCUACUAAGGAUGAACAGGGCCCCAUUUUAUAACUUGUGUAACUUGUUCCGUGAUCGGAAAUUGUUGGAAGACAGCAUUGAUACCUGCAUUGAGGAGUAGCUUGCGAUGUUCCUUCUUGUAGUUGGGCACAACCAUAGGUUUAGGGCAAUGAAACCCAUAUUUAGGAGGUCAAUUGAAGUAAUCAGUCAAUACUUCAAGGCAGUUUUAUAUGCAAUUGGGGAGUUGCGUGAUGAGAUGAUCCAGCCCCCUUCCAAUGUUCAUCCAAAAAUCCUACACAGUAGGGGCUUCUAUCCCUACUUUAAGGACUAUGUUGGUGCAAUUGAUGGCAUCCAUGUUGCUGCCAAGGUACCGGCUGCUAUUGCUUCGACAUUUAGGGGUCGGAAAGGUGGCACCACCCAAAAUGUGAUGGCUGCGGUUAACUUUGACCAUAAGUUUACCUAUGUGUUAGCUGGUUGGGAAGGGUCGGCCCAUGAUGCACUCAUUUUGGCUGAUGCUUUGGAAAGGAAUGAUGGAUUUGUUGUCCCUGCAGGAAAAUUCUACCUCGUGGAUGCGGGCUAUGCCGUGAGGCCAGGAUUUCUUCCACCAUGUAGGGCUACUCGCUAUCAUCUUACUGAGUUUGGUGAGCGUGUCCCUCAAAAUGAGAAGGAAAUAUUCAACCUCCGCCACUCCUCAUCGAGGAUCACGUUUGAGAGGGCGUUUGCAGCUUUCAAGAACCGGUGGAGAAUUGUGGACAACAAGCCUCACCACCCUUAUCCGUCACAAGUCAAAAUCAUCCUAGCUUGCUGCAUUCUUCAUAAUUGGAUACUUCAGUGGGGAGAGGAUGAGUUUGUACCACUUGAGCACACUUGGACUGGAAAUCCAGCAUCGGAUGGUGUGAUUGACAUAGAACAUGAUAAUAGAAUCUGGUCACAAAUUAGAGAUGAUUGGGUUGGGCAUAUGUUUGCCAAUAGGGGCAAUUCAUGUGUGUAGAGCUCAAGUGUAGAACUCAAUUCUAUAUUGUAAUGUAUUAUGUAUAAUUCUACCAUGUAGAGCUCAAGUGUAGAGCUCAAUUCUAUGUUGUAAUGCAUUAUGAAUAAUUCUGUCAUGUACCCAAAUUGAAACAUUUAUGUCUUAUUUGCUACCUUA